AUGUUAAGAUAAAAAGAAACAGAAGAUUCUUUUGAUUAUCAUUUUGAUACUCCCUAUCGUUAGAAUAUUUUUUCAUAAAUCCCUCCAAAUGGAAUAUAUAGUCCAUCUCUAUUUAUUCAAUCUAGUCUAAAAUCAAAAUCUAUUUUUCAGAAAAAAAGCGCCUAAAAAUAUCCAAACAACUCUACAAAACAUGCAAAAAUUAAUAAAGGUUAUGUACACGAUUUUGAUGAAUAGAUGCAAAUUUAAUAGUGUAGUUUCAACAAAAAUAACAAUUAAAGUAAGUCUAUUCAUACUUCACUAUGUUCAUUAUUUAGAGAGGUAUUUUAUAAUAUAAUUGUAAAAGAAUAAUAUUGAAGUUAAAUAGGAGGAAGUUAAAUAAGAUAGUUCUUUAAUUUAAUAUUUGGAGACCAUUUAAUAACAAAUUUAGCAAUUAGAGACUAGUGUUGAUUCUUUGGAGAGAAAAAUAAAUGUAAACAAGGAAAAGCCUGAGAAACCAAUAUAAUAAUAGAAUGAUCAUUAGUUAGUUUACAUCAAUUAGAAUAUAUCAGGAUUGGUGGGAAGAUUAUAAGACAUACUAAUGCAAAAAAAUUUAUUAUAAGUACAAGCUUAAUCAAAUCCUGAAUUAGAAGAGAAAUAAACUAUUUAUACUUUUAACAAGAAUUUAAAUAAAUUUUCAAAAGAGUAUAAGUGUAGAUUUUGUAAUUGUAAAUUUGUUAAAGCUUGUUCUUUAGGGUAUUGAUAUAAAUAUGAGUAUUUUAGAGGUCAUAUUUCAAGAACUCAUUAGAAGGAAUCAAAAUUAUUGAGAUAAAAUAUUCCUAUAAAGAAAAAUAAGCAUAUAAAGAAGGAAAAAAAUUAAAUGUUAAAGAUGAAAUGA
Molecule: messenger RNA, 874 nt
Organism: Paramecium sonneborni
Lineage: Eukaryota; Ciliophora; Oligohymenophorea; Peniculida; Parameciidae
Source: the annotation of a GenBank genome assembly